AUGAAUCUAAGGCUGGAAUUGACUAAGUUACUGAACCUAUGUUUCGUUUUCUCAUCGGCAUACAUGUUCUGGCAAGGGCUCUCUUUAGUCGCUAACACACACUCCCCAAUUGUCGUGGUACUUUCUGGUUCCAUGGAGCCUGCUUUCCAAAGAGGUGAUAUUCUGUUCCUUUGGAACAGAAACCAGGCAUCUAAUGUGGGUGAUAUCGUCGUGUAUGAAGUGGAUGGUAAGCAAAUUCCAAUUGUCCAUAGAGUCUUAAGAGAACAUCACAGUGCAAACUUCGAAAAACAGUAUCUAUUAACUAAAGGUGACAACAAUGCAGCCAAUGAUAUAUCGUUAUAUGCGAACAAGAAGAUCUAUCUAAAUAAACAAAAAGAUAUUGUCGGAACCGUUAAGGGCUACUUCCCACAGUUAGGUUACGUAACCAUCUGGGUGUCAGAGAACAAGUAUGCAAAAUUCGCUCUAUUGGGUUUACUAGCUCUAAGUUCUCUAGUUGGCGGCGAGUAA
This is a messenger RNA of Kazachstania africana CBS 2517, 507 nucleotides long. It is a transcript of the gene SEC11, whose product is annotated as signal peptidase complex catalytic subunit SEC11. The coding region runs from base 1 to 507 and encodes 168 amino acids. Gene Ontology annotation, molecular function: serine-type endopeptidase activity. Gene Ontology annotation, cellular component: membrane; signal peptidase complex. NCBI's taxonomy places the organism in Eukaryota, Fungi, Ascomycota, Saccharomycetes, Saccharomycetales, Saccharomycetaceae. The record is from RefSeq and is a predicted model, not a curated record. The transcript has a single exon.